This is a messenger RNA of Xyrauchen texanus (razorback sucker), 6380 nucleotides long. It is a transcript of the gene trpa1b, whose product is annotated as transient receptor potential cation channel, subfamily A, member 1b. Gene Ontology annotation, cellular component: membrane. The transcript has 28 exons. Gene Ontology annotation, molecular function: protein binding; monoatomic ion channel activity. Bases 143 to 3469 code for a protein of 1108 amino acids. Gene Ontology annotation, biological process: monoatomic ion transport; transmembrane transport. The record is from RefSeq and is a predicted model, not a curated record. NCBI's taxonomy places the organism in Eukaryota, Metazoa, Chordata, Actinopteri, Cypriniformes, Catostomidae.
CAUGCCAUUUUGAGUCACUUCUGUGACACUUUCAUCUCACAUCUCAGCUUGCGAGCAUGACUGGGCUUGAAACAUGGUCUGUGGAUGUCUAUGGAAUCCAUAGUCGUCCACUUUAAGAGUAUAUCCUCACCAAGCUCACCAAAUGCAGUUUGGAAAAGAGUUUGUAAGGCAAAGCAGCCUCUACAAAUGUGUGCUAAAUGAGGAAGAGUCAGGUCUGGAUUCUGCAGAUGUGUUUGAGUUGGCUUUCAAAGGGAAUGCUUCAGCCAUCGACCUUAUAAACAGAAAAAGUCCAGAAGACCUAAGCUCCAGGGAUGAGAAUGGAGCAAGCCCUUUGCAUUAUGCUUCAGCCGGUGGAAACCUGGACACAAUUCGACUCAUUGUGUCUAUUAUAGGCCCUGAGGAGCUGAAUGUACAGGAUGAGCAGGGCAGAACUGCUCUACACUGGGCCGUGGAGCAGAAUCAAGGCCAGAGCUGUGCAUUACUGCUGGAGCUGGGUGCUAACCCCAACAUCCUCAACAGCGCCCUGAUGGCCCCUUUGCACCUGGCUAUUACAAAAGGACACAACCAUUUAGUAGAGCUCCUUCUGUCUUGUGGCAAGACAGAUGCCAAUCUGGAGGGGGAUCUGGGAAACACUCCCGCAAUGCUGGCCUGCACCAACAAUAACUGCCAAGCUCUCCAUGUUCUUUUCAAACACGGUGCUGAAAUGUGUCGUCAGAACAAACUUGGCCACUACGCUAUCCAUACGGUUGCUUUUGCAGGUGCCAAGGAGUCUAUGGAGCUGGUUUUGAAAAUUGGAGAGAAGAUGGGUAUUUCCUCCGUAAUGCAAAUUAAUUAUUUGGAUAAGACCAGAAGCAGUCCCCUCCAUCUGGCUGUACGUGGGGGGAAUACAGAGGUGAUCAAACUUUGCAUCAUUAAAGGAGCAAAAGUGGAUCAGCAACAGUGUGACAAAUCCACAGCCCUCCACUUUGCCUGCGCUCAGGGUGCCAUUGAGGCUGUCAAAAUCAUGCUUUCCUCUUAUAACAGUGUUGAGGACAUCAUCAACAUUAGGGAUGGAGCCUAUCAGACCCCCUUACAUAGGGCCACAUUGUUUGAUCAUGUCAAGCUGGCUGAAUAUCUUGUUUCAAAGGGAGCAGAAGUUGACUGCAUUGACUGUAAGGGACUGUCCCCCCUGCUGCUAGGCUCAAGCUGCGGUUCAUGGAGAACAGUGGCAUUUUUACUGUCAAAAGGUGCCGAUUUCAAAAUCAAAGACAAAGCGGGGCGCAACUUCCUCCACUUUGCGACUCUCCAAACAAAAGGGCUGAAAAAUCUGCCUGACACAAUCUUUCAGAGUACUGCCGUGAAGCAGAUGUUGUCUGAUGAGGAUGUAGAGGGCUGCACUCCUCUGCACUAUGCCUGCAAACUUGGCAUCCAUGACUCGGUCAAAAACAUGCUGGGUCUCAAUAUCUGUUUGGGUCAGAAGUCGAGAGAGAAGAAAUCAGCCCUUCACUUUGCUGCAGAAUAUGGGCGUAUAAACACGUGCCAUAGGCUGCUGGACACACUAACAGACUCCAAGAUGUUGAACGAGGGGGAUGAAAAAGGUCUGACGCCCCUCCAUCUUGCAUCAAGAGGAGGACACACUCAAGUUGUGGAUCUGCUGCUCAGGAGGGGAGCCCUCUUUCAAAGUGAUUACAAAGGCUGGUCCUGUUUACAUCACGCUGCAGCUGAGGGAUACACACAGACGAUGAAAAUCCUGCUGGCAGCAAAUGUUAAACUGCUGGAUGGAACAAAUGAGGAUGGGAACACAGCUCUUCACAUAGCUGCAAAGGUGGGCCAUGUAAGUGCUGUUCUCCUGUUAUUUGAAAGAGGAGCUGAUAUAACUCUUAACAACGCUGACAACUCUUUCCUUCAUGAAGCUGUGCACAAUGAGAAAAAAGAUGUAGUGAAUGCCACCAUCGAAAGCGAGAGGUGUGCUGAGGCAAUGAGUUCAUUUAAAGCUAGUUCAACUUCCCGCUGUGUUGUGAUGGACAUCAUAGAGUUCCUCCCGGAGUCUUUCAAGCAUCUUCUGGACCAGUGUAUACAAGAGUCAGACCUUGAUGCCAACAGUCCAGAGUACCAUAUCAAGUAUGAUUUCCGGUGGCUUCAGGCUCCCAUACAGUUGAAGAAGUAUGCUAAAACAGACAAAAACAUGAACUUCCAACCACUGGCAGCUUUGAAUGGCAUGGUGCAUUACAACCGACUAGAUCUUCUCACUCACCCUGUGAGCCAAAAAUACCUGGAGAUGAAGUGGAAGGCGUAUGGAAGCAAGGUUCAUUUGCUCAACCUGGCUGUCUACCUGCUUGGCUUGCUGCCCCUCACGUACCUCAUCCUCAACCUGAGACCGAGCCAGGACAUUUCCACCAAUGGCACAUCUGUCAUCAUGGUGCCUGUAUCUUUCAGAGAGCAAAAAUACUUAAUCUCAGUCUGUAUAAUCAUGGUGCUUGUCAUGAAUGUGUAUGCCAUUUGCAAAGAGCUGGUACAGUUUGCUCAGCAGCGAAUAAUAUACUUCACUGACUACUCUAACCCUGCUGACUGGACUUCAGCCAUUUGCGCUUUGGUCUUUGUAAUGCCCAUGUGCUUCAGUGUAGACAAUACAUGGCAGUGGGAGGCUGGAGCUGUGGCCAUUCUGACAUCAUGGAUCAGCUUCCUGCUUUACUUCCAGAGGUUUGAGCGAAUUGGAAUUUACGUGGUAAUGUUUGGCGGAAUCAUUAGGACCCUGGUGUGCACCAUGGUUCUCUUUGUCUUCCUCUUGCUGGCAUUCGGCUUGUCCUUCUAUGCUUUGAUGCUUCACCGAAGUGAGUUCAGCUCAAUCAGUCUUUCCCUGGCCCAGACUUUUGUGAUGACAGUGGGAGAGCUGAACUACCAGAGCACAUUUCUGGAUGCUUAUGAGAAUGGCCAGAUGGCAUUUCCUGGGAUCACCUAUUUUGUGUUUGUGCUUUUUGUUCUCCUCAUGCCCAUUCUUCUAAUGAACCUAAUGAUUGGUUUAGCGGUAGGAGACAUUGCAGAGGUACAGAAGAAUGCUGAGAUGAAGAGGAUAGCCAUGCAGAUAGAUCUUCACACUACCCUUGAGGAAAAGAUGCCAUACUGGUUCCUAAAACGAGUGGACAAACCAACUAUCACGGUCUAUCCCAAUAAAUGCAAGAAGGCACUGAUGCAGGUCUUUAUUGAUUGUGAGAUCCAAAACACAGUUCGCACCCGUUUGAACCACUGCUCAAGUCAGGGUGGACCUCUGGAGAAGGAACUGCACAAACAGAAAAACAGGUUGAAAGAAAUGUCCAGUGUGAUUGAUAAGCAACAUAACUUGCUGAAGUUGAUCAUCCAGAAGAUGGAAAUCACGUCUGAGGCUGAUGAAUGUGAUGGCCCACAGAAUCCUAGAGCCCUAAGACAUAUUCCCUCCUCAGGCCAAAAGUCAAAGUGGGUCCCCCUCAUGCAAGCUCUUACAUCAAGGAAAUAACAUAACAAGCAAUGACACCAUGUUGUAAUGGAUGAACCCAAAGUUAUCUGCAGUUAUGACUUCUGAUUUUACUUUUUUGAGGGACAUUUAUGUUGUGGUUUAGAGCACUAGUGUUUAGUGAGAGCUUUUUUCUUAAAGCAAGCAUAUCCGGUGGUUAACUGUGUGGUUAAGUACAAGAUGAUCUUGUGUGGGUCAAAAUGUGGUGUAUUUGUUAUGUAACACUGUGUACACUUAUUUGAUUCUAACUGACCUUUUGCCAUGUAUUUAGAAAGUGAGCUACCCUAUACUGAUAUAUUGUGAGCCAAUCUAUUUAAAGAUUUGUACUGAACAGAGAAAUAGAAUUGUUGGAAUGAUUUCUGAGUUACAGGGAUGUUUAGAAAGUCACUCAAGUGUUAACCAUUCACAUGAUCCAAUGCAAUGAUCUAAUAUGCAGGACCCUGUAACAGCUCUUCUAAAUAAGAUGUGGUUUGAGAAACACAUUGGACAAGGUGGAUAUGAUUUCUACAGUAUAGUGCACUUCAAGCCCCUUAAUGCAAAGACUACUAUCAACCUGUGAAGCACCACAUAUCCAGAUUUGUCACCCUGAUCUGUCCACAGCUGUGCUCCACAUGUAGGAGAAUUAGCAUGCAAAUUUCAUCUGGCUGGAUAUAGUAACCCUGAGACGCUUUGUCAUACCAAAUCCUAAAUUGAAUGUGGUUCUGCCAAGGGUAGAACAUCUGUGUAACCCUCAUUUUUUGGAUCUGUUUCAACUUACUUUUUAAUAUCUCCACCAACAUCCUGAUGAAAUUGCCAAAAGAGCAGCAUUACAUAAAACCAUCAUGUUGAUCAGAUUGUCAAUGGUGAUUUCACAGAAUUAAGCAAAAGUCACUCAUAUCGGCCAUAUAUUAAGACCUGCACAGCCAAAACACUAUAAAAUUAACUUGGUGAUUUUGCAUGCACGUCAUGAGAUGUAAUAAAUCUGAUGACAAGGAUCAAAAUGUCCAGAUGGAAUGGAUUUGCUUUUGAUUUGGUCGCUCAUGUGCAAUACAGGUUAAUGUUUUAGGCAUACAGUACUAAAAUCUACAGUACAAUUGCUUGACACAUGCUGUCAGUAAAAUAAUAAAAAACAAAAACAGUCAUGCAAAUGCUUACUCAAAUGACUGAUUGAUACAGUAAAUAGAGAUAGACAGACAGCACACAGACAUCAAACGAGCACUAACCAUCAUAAACCAGCCUGGUCCUGCAUGGAAAUGCAUGCUGAGCAUGGAGCCAAAAUAUACUCUGUCAUUAAAGCCUUAUAAGCUGCUCUCAAAAUCAGUUACCAUUAUGAUUAAGAGAGAACAAGAACAACAAUUCUCAUCUAUCAUCUGGUCAAUGCUUCACAGCAUUAUGAGUUUAUAGACCUCAAAUACAUCACUUCCUCCUCCCAAGGGUAAGCAGCACAAGAUUUUUCACACACUCCAGCCAGCUCUCAACUUGAUAUAAAAAGAUCUCAGUCACAAAGUGUUCACAUCUUCGAUAUCACAGAUCUGAUAAACAGAUUUGUUGAUCUCUGAAGGGUCUGUAGUGUGAGGAAAUAAUUACCUCAUUUGAUCUCUCAGUUUCUCUCAGUAAAAGUGCAAGAACAUCAUGACAAUUUGCACUUCUGAAGCAUUUGUCCCUAAUUUUAAAACCAUUAAGAUUUGUAGUGCAGUGACAUUAUUUUAAUUUAGGCACAUUUCCCUCUCAAAUUUUCAUUACAGUAAUGUGCCAUGAACCUUUGAGAUUUUUGGAAUUCCAGUAAUUCAUGAUUUCCGUUACUGUAACACAUUAGUUUAUUUGAAUGUUUUAUGGUACAAAUGAAUAUAAUACAAUGAUUUGUUUGAUUUAAAUCAGAAUAAAUGAAAGACAGUACUACUCUACCACCAGGAUGUAUAACACUUCUCAAUUCAACAAUGUAUUAUUAAUAUUUAUUUAAUUUUUUUUUCAUAUUUUAUUCACGAGAAUUAGACCUUUUUUUUCAUUAUGUCACUGUGCUUAACUGACAUGAAUAUAGUUGUUGCCAAGCUCAUUCGACAGCAUUUGUGGCUUAACAUUGAUUACACAAAAAAGAAUGUCAGCUCGUCCUUUGCUUAUUUAAAAAGAAGCAUGGAGCCAAUCCAUAAAUUUAAAAAAUAUGCUCAAUUGUAUAUGUUUCAAAAGUAUAGCCACAAGACAUCAGCAUUAUACACAACAUGAUUUAUAAAAUCACUUACUAAACUUAGGGGAGACCGGGGAUGGUUGUAACACGGGUCAGUUGUAACAAUUCCAAUCUGUCCAAUCAGGAACUAGUUACAAAUAACCUGAUUCACUUCGCACAUGCUCAGUUUAGUUCUUAUUCCACAUGUGAUAAAGUAGAGCCCUCUGGCAGACACAGCACAAGUUAGAGUGGAAAAAACAAUUUUGAGGUAAGAAAGUUACUUUUUUUACUUUUUUUGUUUUUGUUAUGGGAAUUUCUGCUUUGUAGUUAAACUCAUCAAACUUGUAUUAUGUUUAUUGUGUGUCUGUGUACAUAUUUUCCAUGCAAGUUGUUAGUGCUAAUGUUUUGCCUGUUAGCUGUAAGGUGAGCUAGUUCAUGGCUACAUGACUCUGGGUUAGUUGUAACAACAAGACUCUGGGUUAGUUGUAACAACAAUGAAACGUUACAACCUACCCCAAGAAAAAUUUGUUCAAUUUAUAUAUGUUUUAUUUUAAUGUCAGUAUGCCUAGGUCUUGGAAGAGAAAGACAGACAGAGGGGUGUCUCUCACAAUUUUGAGGAGAUUAUCAGAUGAGGCAAAGGGAAAGUCUAUAAGAUCUGUGGCAAAGUUGUAUGGCAUUUGCCAAUUCCUCCAAUGUUUGUGUUCCCACGCCUUCGUUAUGCAGACCACUUUGUACGAGAUGGGCCAAUAGGAAGUAUUGGAAGUGGAAAUAAAU